Folsomia candida is the source of this 1692-nucleotide messenger RNA. RefSeq names its product venom carboxylesterase-6-like. The record is from RefSeq and is a predicted model, not a curated record. Lineage: Eukaryota; Metazoa; Arthropoda; Collembola; Entomobryomorpha; Isotomidae. The coding region runs from base 111 to 1622 and encodes 503 amino acids. The transcript has 12 exons.
AAGCUGUUGAUCUCAUGAAAUAAAGUUUUGGACAUUUUUCACAAUUUCUGAAAAUUACAAUUUAUUAAUAUGAACAAAGUUUCUUAAAAAGUAUUUCAAAAUAAUAAUAAAUGGUUCUCGCAACCUCUGCCGUGUUUUUGGUCCAACUUUUGUGCGUUCUAGUGCCAUGCAAUCCUCGCUAUCCAAUUCCAGACUUGUCACAAGAUGAGGACAAAGUGAAUGAUCGUUUCGCUGGCAUUGCGGGGUCAAAUUUUCUAAAGAGGUUGUGGCAUAGUCAUUCCGACGAAGGUCACCAUGCCCUUCCACCUCUGGUUAAAACUGAGGGGGGAGUGGUGGAGGGCUACGUUAUGAAAGUGGUGGGUGGUCGAGAGGUGUAUGCAUUUGAGGGGUUGCCAUAUGGAGAACCUCCCACGGGAAAUUUGCGCUUUAGGUCCCCAGUGCCAAAAAGUCCUUGGAAUGGGAUCCUCAAAGCUGUUUCCCCUGGGCGACCAUGUCUUCAAUAUAACGUUCCGAAAGGUUUCCGCGUUCUCGGAGGGGAGGAUUGUCUGUUCCUGAACGUCUACUCCCCGCAGAUGCCUUCUCCAGUUGGCCUCGAUGCUAAAAAAUUACCAGUUAUUGUAUUUCUUCACGGUGGUUUCCUGAGUUCAGGAGAUGCAGCAAGUCCAGGCAACUGGGGUCUCAAGGAUCAAGCUCUAGCGUUGGAAUGGAUUUCCAAAAACAUUGAAUCUUUUGGUGGGGACAAACAUCGUAUCACAAUUAUGGGACAAUCUGCAGGAAGCGCACUCGUUCACUUUCACCUGUUAUCUCGACGCUCUCGACCCUUCUUCCACGCCGCGAUAUCAAUGAGUGGGACCGCCUUCAAUUAUUGGGCCCUUCACAGCACGCAUCAGGCGAGGAAUUAUAGCCAAACUUUGGCAAAAUUAGUGGGGUGCCCCUCAUUUGAUUCGGAAGAAAUGGUGGAAUGCUUGCGAUACACGAAUUCAGCCUUGUUGGUGACACAGACCCAGUUCUUCUUGGACGAUUGGCCUUAUCCAUCCAACGCGUGGCGACCCUGUAUUGAACCCUUGGAAGGAAAUUUGGACCCGUUCCUGACAGAAAGUCCACUUGCCCUGUAUUCCAGAGGAGAUGUGGCGAAAGUUCCCUGGAUUGUGACAAUAGUUUCGGGAGAAGGAUACCAAUUUUUGUUAUAUCCGUAUAUAACUUUCCAGAUGAAAACUUUAAGAAAAAACUGGGAAAGACUUGCUCACGAUUUGGCUGACGUCGACACGUUUCAAGAUUCUCUGGACUUGAAAAAGAUCACGAAAAAGUUGACACGAUUUUAUUUUAGAAAUGUACCCCCGGAAAAGUCUCCCGUGCAUAAUUUUGCUAAUAUUAUCACGGACAGAUUCUUUCUUAGUGGAAUUUAUAAAUCGAUCCAAGCUCAUGUACAAAUUGCUCCGACUUAUUCGUACAUUUUUGAUGUGAAUGGGCAGUACAAUAUUAUUGAAAAUUUUGGAUAUUCGAGAAAUGAAUGGGGUGUGGGCCACGCUGAGGAUUUGUUCUACGUGUUUAAUAGCUCGUUGACAUAUCACGGAUUUAAUAGAGAGGGUAAUUUUAUUUUAUAUAUGCACCAAAAUUUGUAACUUUGAUACGUAUUCAUAAAUAUAUAUUUUAGACCCUGAAUUUCAAGUUAGUCAAUUUUUGGUCAACGUG